CAGACUGAGAACUAUCGAUAACCAUUCACCGUCACGCAAGAGCUGCGGCUCAGAUCCGGCUCCUUUCAGGAACAACGCCGUUCGUCUACAGAAAGGAAGCGAUCACAGCUGGGCGUAGCCUACACUUGUUACCCGGAGCUAAGGCAUGGCUGCCCAGUGUGUCACCAAGGUGGAGCUCACCGUGUCCUGCGAGAACCUCCUGGACAAAGACAUCGGCUCCAAGUCGGACCCCCUGUGUGUGCUCUUAAUGUGCAGCUCUGAAUCCCAGUGGUAUGAGGUGGGGCGCACGGAGAAGGUCCAGAAUUGCCUCAGUCCAAAGUUUGCCCAGAAAUUCGUCAUCGACUACUACUUUGAAAUCGUCCAGAAGCUGAAGUUUGGGAUUUAUGACAUCGACAACAAAACGGUUGACCUGAAUGAUGAUGACUUUCUGGGGGAGCUGGAGUGCACCCUGGGCCAGGUCGUGUCCAGCAAGAAGCUGACCCGGCCGCUGGCGCUGAAGAACAAGAAGCCAGCUGGAAAGGGGACAAUCACUAUCAGUGCAGAGGAAAUCAAAGACAACCGCGUGGUCAAUUUUGAGGUGGGGGCAAGAAAGCUGGACAACAAGGACUUUUUCGGGAAGUCUGAUCCCUAUUUGGAGUUUUACAGGCAGACAGAAAGUGGAUGGCAGCUGGCGCACAGGACAGAGGUGGUGAACAAUAACUUGAACCCAUCAUGGAAGCCGUUUCGAAUCCCCCUGCAGUCUCUGUGUGGAGGCGACAUGGACAAAUCCAUUAAAGUCGAGUGCUACGACUACGACGACGACGGCUCCCACGACCUCAUCGGUUCCUUCGAGACCACAAUGAAGCGGCUCCAGGACGCAUCGCGGACCUCUCCGGCAGAGUUUGAGUGCAUCAACAGCAAAAAGAAGCAGAAGAAGAAAGGCUACAAGAACUCUGGCGUUGUGUGCGUCAAGCUUUGCCAGGUGGUAAAGGAGUAUACCUUCCUGGAUUAUAUAAUGGGGGGCUGUCAGAUCAACUUCACGGUGGCCGUCGACUUCACCGGCUCCAACGGGGAUCCCAGGUCGCCCGAUUCCCUGCAUUACAUCAGUCCUCAGGGCGUUAACGAGUACCUCUCUGCCAUUUGGUCUGUGGGCAACGUCGUUCAAGACUACGAUAGUGAUAAGAUGUUCCCUGCUUUUGGCUUUGGAGCUCAGAUUCCACCCACGUGGCAGGUUUCCCACGAGUUUCCUCUCAACUUCAACCCGACCAGUCCGUUUUGUGCCGGUAUCGAAGGGGUGGUGGAGGCCUACAGGGUGUGUCUCCCCCAGGUCAAACUCUACGGUCCCACCAACUUCUCCCCUAUCAUCAACCACGUCGCCUGUUUCGCCAAGCAAGCCCUCCAGCAGACCACCGCCUCGCAAUACUACGUCCUGCUGAUCAUCACCGACGGAGUCAUCACCGACAUGGACGCAACGCGCGACGCCAUCGUCAACGCCUCCCGGCUGCCCAUGUCCAUCAUCAUCGUCGGGGUGGGGGCGGCGGACUUCAGCGCCAUGGAGUUCCUGGACGGGGACGACGGCCAUCUGAGCUCUCGAGCGGGCGAGGCCGCCCUGAGAGACAUCGUCCAGUUUGUUCCCUUCAGGCAGUUCCAGAACGCUCCUCGCGAAGCCCUGGCCAAGAGCGUGCUGGCUGAAGUACCCUCUCAGCUUAUGGACUUUUUCCGCACCAUGAAGCUAAACCCACCAAACCCAAGUCCUGCACCAAACGCAGCUGGCACCCCGUGAUGCCACGCUACCAGACGGACUCCGCUUUCACCUCCUGCACACCGGGAUAGGAGUCCCGCUUCAUCUCGUCGUGGAUUUAGACAGAACCAGCUCAUCUCGGCCAGCCCGUCCUAACAGCCCCAUUACCUGGUCUGCAUGCACCAGUCUGAUCGAGCCAGGUCUAGAUAACAUCCAGGUCUGCUGCUGCAGCCGCUGCUUUCUAAGUAAAAACAAAAGUAUCAUUCCAACGUUUGUGCAGAACAGUGCACUUUAAAUCAGCGUUAAUAUAUCCUUGCAGUAAACAGGAUGUAGUCAAAAUUGGAUUAUAUCUCUAGAAGUUAUUAAGUUGUAGUUCUAAGUUUCCUGUUUAUUUUUGUGUAGGAUCUGAGUUUGCAUGUUAACAUACAGUAUAUUUACAUAUAGCAUUUACAUACACAUGACCUUUAGUGGCGUCCCAUUCCCC
Messenger RNA from Fundulus heteroclitus (mummichog), 2204 nucleotides. RefSeq names its product copine III (gene cpne3). The record is from RefSeq and is a predicted model, not a curated record. Gene Ontology annotation, cellular component: plasma membrane. The transcript is spliced from 16 exons. Lineage: Eukaryota; Metazoa; Chordata; Actinopteri; Cyprinodontiformes; Fundulidae. Bases 146 to 1762 code for a protein of 538 amino acids. Gene Ontology annotation, molecular function: receptor tyrosine kinase binding; calcium-dependent phospholipid binding. Gene Ontology annotation, biological process: cellular response to calcium ion; ERBB2 signaling pathway.